CGACUAGUCGAUUCCAAGGUGUCCGGGCGCCGAGGCUCGACUUGUCGACUUAAUAAGCAUGCUAUUUUGCUGUCUUUCUUUACUGAAACUUGUGCUUUUACCAUUCAUUUUGAUUAACGAAAGUAGCAGACAAUGCGAAAGGCAUUUGUUUUGUUCCGUAAAAUGCUAAAAAUAAGACCUAUAGUACAGCUCCAAUCCAUUAAAAGACUUCUACUACUACUAUUGCGUUGCAUCGAUUGCAUUCACUUUCUCAAUAUCCCACUUGCCCUAACCCUAAUCACAUACCCAAUCAUCUUACGGAAUUUCAACAAUUACUGUUGGAAAAAUCUAAGGUUGGUUUUGAUAAGCCUGAUGAUGCUCUUCAAGUGUUCGAUAAAAUGCUCCGUAUGAAACCUCUGCCUAGGGUUAUCGACUUUAAUCAACUCUUGGCCGCCCUUGUCAAGAUGAAACAUUACUCCGUGGCUGUCUCCGUCUUUUCAAAGAUGUGCUCUUUUACCAUUCCUGUUAAUGUAGUCACUUAUAGUACUGUCAUCAACUGUUGUUCCCAUUUGAAACGCGUUGAUUAUGGCUUUGCGCUGUUGGCUGCCAUCUUUAAGCGUGGUUUUGUCCCGGAUGUUGUUACCUACACAACUCUUCUCAGGGGACUCAUUUCCCAGGACAAGUUUCUUGAGGCUGAGCUUCUCUUUAAGAACCUUCUCAAGCACAAUCAAGUUGAGCCCAAUGCAGUUAUCUUUAACACCAUUAUUAAUGGCCAAUGCAAAACAGGCAACACUUCCCAGGCUAUGAUGUUGCUUAGAUACAUGGAGAAGAAAGGUUGUAUGCCGAACGUUGUAAAUUAUAGCACUAUUAUUGAUAGUUUGUCCAAAGACAGAUUAGUCGAUGAUGCUCUGGGUCUUCUUGCCGAAAUGAGAGACAAAGGCAUUCAACCAGAUGUUGUAACCUACAGCUCGUUAAUUCAAGGUCUGUGCAACCUUAACCGAUGGGAUGAUAUAACACAAUUGUUAAAAGAUAUGGGCAGACACAAAAUUUCUCCAAAUAACCAUACCUAUAGUAUAUUGGUUGAUGCACAUACGAGAGAUGGAAAGGUCAAAGAUGCUGAAUAUCUGAUAGAGUUAAUGAUUCAAAGAGGCCAAAAUCCUGACGUAGUCACGUAUAAUAUGCUAAUGGAUGGAUACUUCUUGCGGGGAGAAUUGGAUAAAGCAUCAGCGGUGCUCAGAACCAUGACAAGUAAGGGGAUUUUCCCCAACACUCGUACCUAUAAUAUAUUCAUCAAUGGUUUUUGUAAGAAGUCGAAACUAGACAAAGCGAUCCAUCUCUUAGAAGAAAUGAACCUGAAAGGCUUAACACCUACAGUUGAAACAUACAAUACUAUUUUGGAUGGGUUAUUUCGUACGCUUAGGCUUGAUGAAGCACAUAAGUUUUAUAAGAAGAUGUUAAACCAAGGUGUUAAACUGGAUGUUGUGACAUCCAGGAUAUUAUUGCAUGGACUUUGCUGGAAUGGACUUGUUGGUGAAGCAAUGUCCAUGUUUCACAAGAUGGAGUCAUGUGGCUUAGUUCCUGACAUACACAUUUAUAAUAUUCUGAUUCAUGGAUUUUUCAAGGACGGCAAAGUUGAUGAAGCAAGAAACCUUUUUCAUAAUCUUCUUUUAAAGGGUUUACAGCCUGAUGUCAAAACCUACACCAUUAUGAUCCAUGGAUUCUGUCAAGAAGGGUUGCUGGAAGAAGCAUAUAAAAUACUUUUGGAAAUGGAAGAACACAAUUGCUUGCCUGAUGAAGUUACCUACAACACUCUUAUCCGCGGCUGCUUUAAGAAUAAGAUGUAUGAUGGAGGUUGUGUGCUUAUAGAUGAGAUGGUUGCUCAUGGUUUCAAAGCAGACGCCUCUACUGCCUCCAUGCUAUUCGAUUUGCUGCAAUUAAAAGAGCAGGACCCCGCGCUCCUUGCUUUGCAGAAGAAGUUCAUGCCUUGACUACAUCAUUGAGCGAGUUUAUUAAGGAUGCUGGUUUCUCAGGAGAUGCAUACCACCUGUAUAUUACAGGACCUGCUAUAAAUAGGACACUGCUAUGCUUGCUCUGUAAAAGUUUUUGUCAUACAUACUGGAAUGAUCCAGUGUGGAAACUUAUUAUUUACUUGCACUCUUGUAAGUUUCUUAUCUAUUCUCAUAAUUAACUUGGAUUGUUCUUUACUGUAGGCUUAGUUUAGAGUUGCAUAAAGCAGUGUUCAGCGCAGCAAAAGCAAAGAACAAGAACCAUUACAAUUAUUUCUUGAUAUAUUAGUUCUUAUAUAUGUAUUUUUUCGUCGUCUCUAUGUAGUUUUGAACUUUCUUCUAAAGAAAGGGAAUCCAUUAGAACUACUAUUCAUAUAUUAUUAAACUUGUUUUCUCUGCAUAAAAGUUGUUUUGUCAUGCAUACUUAUUUUCGUUGUCUCUAUGUAGUUUUGAACUUUCUUCUAAAGAAAGGGAAUCCAUCAGAACUACUAUUCAUAUAUUAUUAAACUUGUUUUCUCUGCAUAAAAGUUAUUUUGUCAUGCAUACUUAAAUAUGAUGAUUCAGUCUGCAACAUUAUUAUUUACCUACAGUCUCUUGUCAGUUUGUUAUCUUUUGUCGUAGUCCACUAGGACUUCUCUUUACUGUAAGGUUAGUUUAAAUUUGCAUAAAG
Messenger RNA from Daucus carota subsp. sativus, 2655 nucleotides. Its product is annotated as pentatricopeptide repeat-containing protein At1g62930, chloroplastic-like. Gene Ontology annotation, molecular function: protein binding. NCBI's taxonomy places the organism in Eukaryota, Viridiplantae, Streptophyta, Magnoliopsida, Apiales, Apiaceae. The transcript has 2 exons. The record is from RefSeq and is a predicted model, not a curated record. Bases 378 to 1967 code for a protein of 529 amino acids.